Messenger RNA from Orbilia oligospora ATCC 24927, 990 nucleotides. RefSeq lists its product as uncharacterized. The coding region runs from base 1 to 990 and encodes 329 amino acids. The transcript has 3 exons. The record is from RefSeq and is a predicted model, not a curated record. Lineage: Eukaryota; Fungi; Ascomycota; Orbiliomycetes; Orbiliales; Orbiliaceae.
AUGAAGCUACAAAGCAAAUUCAACUCCGUAUCUUUGCUCGUGUCCUUGGGCCUGGCAGCUUGCCAUGUCCAAGCAAUAGCCUUUCCGCUUGACCUAGAACGGAGGGCCGGUACGCAACAAAAUGGAACGACAAAACUCGUCGCCCCAGACUUUUAUCGGUACAACACCAUGGAUGUGGAAGGGAGUGAGAUGAUGACUCUGCGGUACGCAGCUGAGUUUAUAUGGUCUGGCGCAUUUGAGUUCGGCAAACUGAAGAGAAUAUCGAAAACGGGAAAGAAGUCUAAAAAUAUCCUUAAGCCAGGCGUGCAGAAAUGUUUGGCUGUUAGAGAUAAAGAUACUGAAGGCGGAGGCGUCGUUGUUGAUGCUUGUAGUUGCACGACCGGGCCGUGUGAUAAAGAUAAUAACAUCAACUCCCCUACACCUCGUUUCCAAUGGAAUAUUAAAGGCAGACUCCUUUACCCGGAGAUCUACGAAAACGGCGUUAUAGAUGAUAGCGUUCAGAAGGGGAAGUUUGGCGAAAAACAGCUGCCUUUCUGGUACGGUUGGAUUGAGUCCGCACUGAGCGACAAGUGCCUGACAUAUGUACCACCACGCACAUCGCCUCCUCCAUUUACUGAUCAAUUGACAUACGGUAAAAUCGGGGAUGUCGUCGUUAAGGAGUGCAAAACCGAGCCUCCUGACUUUUCCCAGCUUUGGUUGAUUUGGAUCUUCAAAAAGGAUGGACCUACAAGAAUUAUCCCAAUGACCGGCACCCAUCGCUGGCAAACUUGUGUAGCAAAAGGAUCGAACAACAAAAGGCACUUUCGAGGGUUGGUAUUCAAUACUGAUCCUAACAGUGAAGAUACUGUCUACUUCGGAUGCCAUGAAUCGGAUUAUACUGCUAUAAACUCUCAUCCAUGGUACUUUAGAGUUCCUGAGAGUGACAGUCCUGAUAUUUCUGAACAGGAGUUGGAUAAAUUUGCAAUGGAAAAUUUAGUGGAUUUUGCGUAG